Messenger RNA from Staurois parvus, 322 nucleotides. The record is from the annotation of a GenBank genome assembly. Lineage: Eukaryota; Metazoa; Chordata; Amphibia; Anura; Ranidae.
UAUAUGUUAAUAUUAAAAUAAAAUAAAUGUGUAGUAUUAUAUAUAUAUAUAUAUAUAUAUAUAUAUAUAUAUAUAUAUAUGGGCGGACUAACAACUCAUGGGGUCCCCGGGCAAUAGGGGAUCAUGGGGCCCUUGUGUCCUUGCCAGAGGCGGACUGACCAUUUGGAAACUCGGGCACUGCCCGAGGGCCCGGGGUCAGUAGGGGGCCCCAUGAGAUGCCCCUGGUACCUUUUUCAUAGGCUUUUUUGAGUUUGUGCAAGGACACAGGGGCCCCAUGAUCCCCUAUUGCCCGGGGGCCCCAUGAUUUGUCAGUCCGCCCCUG